Molecule: messenger RNA, 774 nt
Organism: Balaenoptera acutorostrata (minke whale)
Lineage: Eukaryota; Metazoa; Chordata; Mammalia; Artiodactyla; Balaenopteridae
Gene: CHCHD5
Product: coiled-coil-helix-coiled-coil-helix domain containing 5
Exons: 4
Coding region: 291-623 (110 amino acids)
Source: RefSeq, a predicted model, not a curated record
AAUUCCUGGUGCCGCCAGGGCCAGCCGGAAAUGGAAGGGGACAAAGUACCGAGCCGGCUGGGGCCGGAAAGUGGCUACGCAAGGCGCCACCAUUAGAGGUCGGGGCCGGAAGGAGAAGUAGGGCGCCGCCAUGACGGGUUGAGCCUAAAGGGAACGGGGCUGCCUGUCUGCUCUGCGACCGGGAAAAUACGAGGCAAGGAGGGCUGGGCUGGGCGCCGCCAUGACAACCUGAUACCGGAAAAGGCGGGGCUAUUCUCCCUCAUUGAUCCUCCUCCGGCAUCGGCCUCAAGAUGCAGGCAGCCCUGGAGAUCACUGCUCGCUACUGUGGCCGGGAGCUGGAGCAGUAUGGCCAGUGUGUGGCAGCCAAGCCUGAGUCAUGGCAACGAGACUGUCACCACCUUAAGAUGAGCAUUGCUCAGUGCACGUCCGCCCACCCAGUCAUCCGGCAGAUCCGCCAGGCCUGUGCGGAGCCUUUUGAGGCCUUUGAGGAAUGUCUUAGACAGAACGAGGCAGCCGUGGGCAACUGCGCAGAACAUGUGCGCCGCUUCCUGCAGUGUGCUGAGCAGGUGCAGCCGACACACACACCCUCUACCGCAGAGGCACAGCCACUUCCUGCCUCCUGAGGACCCUUCAGACCGUAGGAGAACUGGACAUGAGUGACUGCACUUGAUGCCUCCACCCCUGAAGAAUGGCCAGGUGGCGUCCUGAGGGCUGUGGACAUGGGCCUGGCUUCCCUGGACAUCAAGACUCACAAUAAAUAAAGACUAUACCAGG